UUUUGUUAGGUGAACACCAGGGGUUUCCGGUUAAAUAUGUUUUGAAAGAUUUUGAAAGCUGGAGCGAGAGAUUGGCAGACAUGUCCACGCUGUUCCCCUCGCUCUUCCCCCGGAUAACGGAGUCCCUGUGGUUCAACCUCGACCGACCCUGCGUGGACGAGACCGAGCUGCACCAGCAAGAGCAGCAGCACCAAACCUGGCUGCAGAGCAUUGCAGAGAAAGACAACAACCUUAUGCCCAUCGGGAAACCUAUUUUUGAGGCGGGAUACGACGAAGAGGAAGAGGAGGAUGACGAGGAUGAGGAGGACAGCGAGGAAGACUCUGAAGACGAAGAAGACAUGCAGGACAUGGAUGAGAUGAAUGACUACAACGAGUCACCUGAUGACGGCGAGAUCAAUGAGGUUGACAUGGAGGGACCAGAUCAAGACCAAGACCAAUGGAUGAUUUAAGACAAAUGACAAUUAUAUUCUCCAUCAAGCUGUCUGGCACUGGAUUUCUACUCCCCACUUAAAACAUGACUGCUGCCCCUCUUGCCUGUUACACAGAUAUAUUUGUUUUAUUUGUAUAACAGGAAAAGAACAUAGUAGAAUCAAAGCUUGUAUCAAUGAGUCCUUCAGAGGGAGGGAAUCCAGCACAAAGUGUCUUGUUUCAAACUGCAGUUGGCCUGUGAAGGCUUUGGGCGUCGUUGGACAUCACUGUGAGUGCUUCUACCUGACACACACACACACACACGCACACGCACACGCACACACACACACACACACACACACACACACACAGACACACAAGGUCUUGCUGUUUUGUAACCAGUCGGACACACACCUGCACAGAGGUAUCAGUAGGCAUCAGCCCAGUGAGUUCUGAUUUAACCUUUGACCGUGUCAUAUCUUCAGUCAGGUGCCACUUCUCUCGGAGAGCCUUCAAGCAGCUGACUGAGUAAAAACAACAGUUCAGUCAGCUAAAUAAUGUGUUACCUAUAAAGGAGACUGACCGAUACUUCACCAUACAGUAUCAUUCUGUUUCAUAGUGUUGUCUAUGGUGCUAAUCUUCUGUUACCUUCAUAAACGCUCAUAAAAUAGUAUUAUAUUAAGACAAUUCAUCAGUCUUUAUUGAAAUACAUUGUUAUGUUUUUUUUAACCAUGUCAAAGGAUCAAGCAACCGUUACUUUUUAAAGAAUGUCAAUUGAAAUAUGAAGACACUCAUAAUGUCCAUCCAAAUACUUAAAGGAUUGCUUGCCGAGGUUUUGGUUGUUUGUACUGAAAUGAACAGAAGCCUUGACUUUUUUUUAAAUUAAAUGAAAUAAUUUUGAUGACACUA
Cyclopterus lumpus (lumpfish) is the source of this 1317-nucleotide messenger RNA. RefSeq names its product anaphase promoting complex subunit 15 (gene anapc15). The transcript has 5 exons. Gene Ontology annotation, cellular component: anaphase-promoting complex. Gene Ontology annotation, biological process: regulation of mitotic cell cycle spindle assembly checkpoint. The coding region runs from base 81 to 449 and encodes 122 amino acids. The record is from RefSeq and is a predicted model, not a curated record. NCBI's taxonomy places the organism in Eukaryota, Metazoa, Chordata, Actinopteri, Perciformes, Cyclopteridae.